AUGGCGACCCCUACCAAGACCUUCCCUAUAUGCGGCGUGGCAUAUGUGGGACAAAUCGAGCACGAGUAUAUGCACGGCAAGAAACUCUCCGUCUGCGCGAACUGCUUGGCUCUGGGAUUCCAGAAGCCUCUGAGGCGAUGCCAGGGCUGUUUGUUGGUUGACUACUGCUCCAAAGAAUGUCAAAAAGCCCACUGGCGCAAGCACAAGUCGUUUUGCAACAUGGUCCAGGGUAAAGGAGAUCCGAAUGCCUACCUCUCAUCAUACACCCACGACGAAGUUCUGCGACUCGUCAUUGAUGCCUAUCGCUUGAGAGUCGAGACAGACCACCUAUCUCGAGACGAGGAUCAUGGCAUCUACUACCCGGGGAAACCCAUCGACGGCCUAGUCUGGGCCAAGGGAGACGGUGAGCACCACUUCCUCAAACCCCCGAAUAUCCUGCUAGGGCUGUUGUUGAUUCUGUGCACCAUAGCCAGUGAUGACUUCCAACGAUUUCUCGAUUUGGCCGAAGACUCGAAGAUCUUACCCAAAUGGUGGACGUUUGAGGACCGAAUGCAAUGUCUUUCCCUGGCUAUUGACAAAAAUGAUCCCGAGUCAAUAUUUCGCCCAAUCAAUCAGACCGAGCUCCCUCAAAGGUAUGAAGGUGAUAUGGCGAUCCGUUUGGCGCUCGCUAUCCUUGCCGAGAUGUGUGUCGGAUAUGAUGGCAAGGGACCGGCGAAGGAUGAUACGUGGUUCCAGGAGUUCCAGGAAUUCCUUGACCUUCAUCCAGAGGAACGAGCCCGCCUAAUCAGAGGGAGUAUUGAAAUGGUGGACUCGGUGCUGAAAGAACAUGGAGAAGAGUUUGCACAAAAGCCGAAUUGA
Molecule: messenger RNA, 858 nt
Organism: Fonsecaea multimorphosa CBS 102226
Lineage: Eukaryota; Fungi; Ascomycota; Eurotiomycetes; Chaetothyriales; Herpotrichiellaceae
Exons: 2
Coding region: 1-858 (285 amino acids)
Source: RefSeq, a predicted model, not a curated record